CGCUCGUACUUGUAAAGUGAUGACACUGCAGCGAUUGCAGAUGCAACCGGACCUCGUUCUGUUGUGUUUGGCUGUUGUAAUAGCGUCGUAAAAUAGCGUAAACAAUCACCUUCCGCGACCUCUCAGCUCAACAGCCGACUUUCAAGCAGUUUCAUCAGCCUGUGGAUCUAUUUAGAAUGCAGAAUUUCCACCUUCUUGUGCAAUAAGGAGCGAUGGAUCUUUGCGAGGUUUCUUCUCUCCAGCAGACGGUUUGUUGUUCGACCAUGUUACGAACACUAAUAAUGCACCUAAUCAAUACAUACAGGUUACUGUCUAUAGCAUGUUGAGGUGCUUCUAGUCGUGUUCUUGUCGUCUUGAAGUCGUGUAUUAGUCGUGGAACCUGCUGCUUUGUGUUUGCGUGUUGUACUUCAAGGAGUUUUCCACAAGGAUCUUGAUUGCUACGUGGAACGACCCAGAGAACUGUGUUAUUCCAGCUGGACAGCCAGUACAAGAUUUCAUAAUUUUACACAACUGACCUUAACAAAAUCAGCGCAUCUUCGAGUCUUAAGGAACAGCUGGAAGCCAAGAACUCUCUUCAAGAAAAAAAAUCGACUCAACUGAGGGUACGAAAAACAAGUCCAGAGCAUCUGGUCCAUUCCAUCUGCUAGUUAAUCAGUUAUCAAUUAGAUCUGGACCUUGUAACCCACUGAAACAAUAGGGUUUGGUAAGUAAACGAGGUUAAAGUAUUUAAAAAAAAAAGAACAGGUAAGAGUCUGAGACAAGAUGGCGUCGGCGGUCGACAUGCCGUUGGACGCGGCGAACGUUGCGGUGUCGAGCGAUGAUGAUGAUAUGGUGAUGGGUCAGGACGGGGACAACUUCUUCGCUCAAGAUGUCGCAGAGAUGACCAACGGGGGAGUGGUCAGCGGCAUCCCGGCAAAGAAGUUGCUGGUUGCCCCUGACGACGACACCCUGGGUAUCCUGCUGAACCAGCUCCAGGCCAGACUGAUGGAGGGGCAGGGAGAAACCAUCUGGGAGAUCGGAAAACCAGAAGACGGUGAUGACGUAGGGCUGACAGAAGCUGAGCUGAAGGCGUCGGAGGACACCCUGCGGAAGCUGGCGGACUCCAUCGACGCGGUGGUCACUCCGCUCCGGCAGCGGCAGCUCGGCUCAGGGUACAUGACGGAGUACCUCAUCAGGAAGAGGGUCGACGAGGAAGACUUCAUGGAAGUCAGAGUUGCAGUGGUGGGAAAUGUGGACGCUGGGAAGAGCACGUUGCUAGGAGUGCUGACGCACGGCGAGCUGGACAACGGGCGUGGCGUGGCGCGGCAGAAGCUGUUCCGCCACAAACACGAGAUCGAGUCCGGGCGGACCAGCAGCGUCGGAAACGACAUCCUGGGCUUUGAUAGUGACGGGAACGUGGUCAACAAACCGGACACACACGGUGGAAGCCUCGAUUGGAUCAAGAUUUGCCAGGAGUCCAACAAGGUCAUCACCUUCAUCGACCUUGCCGGCCACGAGCGCUACCUGAAGACCACCAUAUUUGGUAUGACUGGGCACGCUCCAGACUUCUGCAUGCUUAUGGUUGGCAGUAAUGCAGGUAUCAUCGGCAUGACCAAAGAGCACCUGGGUCUGGCCCUGGCGCUGAACGUUCCCGUUUUCGUGGUGGUGACAAAGAUAGACAUGGUUGGCAGUAAUGCAGGUAUCAUCGGCAUGACCAAAGAGCACCUGGGUCUGGCCCUGGCCCUGAACGUUCCUGUUUUCGUGGUGGUGACAAAGAUAGACAUGUGCCCUCCCAACGUCCUCCUGGACACCCUGAAGCUGCUGCAGAGAUUACUGAAGUCUCCCGGCUGCCGCAAGAUCCCCGUCCUCGUCUCCAACAAGGACGACGUCAUCACAUCAGCCACCAACUUCACAUCAGAAAGGGUGUGUCCCAUCUUCCAGGUGUCUAACGUGACAGGUGAGAACCUGGACCUGCUGAAGAUGUUCCUGAACCUGCUGUCAGGUCGGAUGAGCUACGACGAGCACGAGCCGUCAGAGUUCCAGAUAGACGACACCUACUCAGUACCAGGAGUGGGAACAGUGGUGUCGGGAACCUGUCUACGCGGGGUGAUCCGGCUCAACGACACGGUACUGCUGGGACCCGACCCCCUCGGGCAGUUCCAACCGGUUCCCGUCAAGAGCAUCCACAGGAAGAGGAUGCCGGUCAAGGAAGUCCGCGGCGGCCAGACUGCAUCCUUCGCUCUCAAGAAGAUCAAGCGGUCUUCUAUCCGUAAGGGCAUGGUGAUGGUGUCACCUGACCUGCACCCACAGGCAUGCUGGGAGUUUGAGGGGGAGAUUCUGGUGCUGCAUCACCCAACAACCAUCAGUCCUCGCUACCAGGCCAUGGUUCACGUUGGAAGUAUACGGCAGACAGCGACCAUCAUCACCAUGAGUAGAGACUGCCUGCGUACCGGGGACAAAGCUCAGGUUCGCUUCAGAUUCAUCAAGAACCCAGAAUACCUGCACGCCGACUGUCGUAUGGUGUUCCGCGAGGGCAGAACAAAAGCUGUGGGGACAGUCACAAAGAUCUAUCCCCACGUGUCAGCCAUGGCCCAGACCUCACGCCAGAAGCCGGGCAAGCAUCACCACGGACACCACUCCAAGCACAAGGCCCAGGGUGGUACCGGAGGGGGAGGGGGUGGUACCGGAGGGGGUGGCACUCCUGCAGGGGGGUCGGGGACAGGAACGGGGGCAGGGGGUGGGGCCAAGAAGGCGGUCACCCCCGUAGGUAGUAAUGAGCCAAUCCCGCUCGAGAAGAGAAUAAAGCACGCCCCGACUACUGGUAACAAGCAUCUAGGGACCCACGGGGAGGUGUGAGUGGUCUGUAGCACUGAAAAUUUUGUCUCGUAUAAACAAUUGUUGCCAUUGGAAACAUUUCAACUAUAGGGUAUAAGUGUUAAAAGAAACAAGUGAGGAAAGUAAGUGUCCAAGCUUGGGUUUGAACUCAGUUGGAAAAUCGUAAUUCUAAAACCCAAAUUCUCUAUGCCACGAAAUAUCACAAAGCGUAUUCACAAAGCGUGCUGAUAUAAAGUGUGCUGUUGUGGGAUAUGGCAUUGUUUCCAAUGGCAAUGACUGUAUACAAGAAGGCAGCACCUAAGUAUGCUAGUGUAGGAUGGAAAGUAUGGGGGAGGGGGGCAGCUAGUGUCAUUUUACUCCCAGAAACAUGGAAUUGCCUGUCACCUUGGUUUGCUACUUCUCAAAAACCUUACAUUCAAGAAAACCCUGCAAAACUUGCGCCAAAACCAUUUAUGUAUUCAGAUGUGGUACCUGCCAUGGUUAAUGCAAGACUGUAAGAGCUAGGAUGUUGAUCGAAAUUUGCUACAAUGGCAGCUUUAUACCUUGUAGAAUCUGUAUUAUCCUUUCAUUGUUAAGCUAGGGUGUAGUGACAGUUCUUACUGAUAUAGAGAGGUAGGGGGUGGGGGUUCCUGUAGUAGUUUUUAGCCAAACAGUAUAGCUUAGGAGAAAACCUGUCCGUGUUAGUUUAGGCUCUAGUUGUGGAGGGAACUAGUUGGAAAAUGUGUCGUAGCAGCUGAUUGGUGGGUUCAAACAACGGUCCUGAUUGGUCCAGGUCAUCGAGUAGAUCAAGUGCAUAAUUUUUUUAGUGCCAGCUUAGUGGGUAGGGAAGCAUGUGUGUGCCUGUCCAUUUUAGAAUUUUAGACCGU
Branchiostoma belcheri (Belcher's lancelet) is the source of this 3680-nucleotide messenger RNA. Its product is annotated as GTP-binding protein 1-like. The record is from RefSeq and is a predicted model, not a curated record. Gene Ontology annotation, molecular function: GTPase activity; GTP binding; translation elongation factor activity. The transcript has 13 exons. Lineage: Eukaryota; Metazoa; Chordata; Leptocardii; Amphioxiformes; Branchiostomatidae. Gene Ontology annotation, biological process: translational elongation. The coding region runs from base 763 to 2835 and encodes 690 amino acids.